Molecule: messenger RNA, 1588 nt
Organism: Condylura cristata (star-nosed mole)
Lineage: Eukaryota; Metazoa; Chordata; Mammalia; Eulipotyphla; Talpidae
Product: breakpoint cluster region protein
Exons: 7
Coding region: 1-924 (307 amino acids)
Biological process (GO): signal transduction; positive regulation of GTPase activity
Cellular component (GO): membrane
Molecular function (GO): GTPase activator activity
Source: RefSeq, a predicted model, not a curated record
AUGGGGCUCUGCGGGACCUCCGGCCAGCACGGGGUCCUGCUGGCCGGGGCACGGCCAGUGUCUCAGCUGCCCUGCAGCCGGGCUGGCUGUGGCCUGCAGCUCCGAGCUGGCCUGCCCAGCGCCUGCCCUCAGCCCCCGGGGGCUGCUGCUUUGCCGCCAGGGCGGCCCUCGGGUCCGGGGUGUUCGAGCCCGGCCGGCGCCAGCCUUCUGGACCCCCAGGCCCUGCAGGACAGAGACUGGCAGCGGACGGUCAUCGCCAUGAACGGGCCUGCUGCCCGCCCUCCCUGCAGGCGGGAGCGCUCCAAGGUGCCCUACAUCGUGCGCCAGUGCGUGGAGGAGAUCGAGCGGCGUGGCAUGGAGGAAGUGGGCAUCUACCGCGUGUCCGGAGUGGCCACGGACAUCCAAGCGCUCAAGGCAGCCUUCGACGUCAAUAACAAGGACGUGUCGGUGAUGAUGAGCGACAUGGACGUCAACGCCAUCGCGGGGACCCUGAAGCUGUACUUCCGCGAGCUGCCCGAGCCCCUGUUCACGGACGAGUUCUACCCCAACUUCACGGAGGGCAUCGCUCUGUCGGACCCCGUAGCGAAGGAGAGCUGCAUGCUCACCUUGCUGCUGUCGCUCCCGGAGGCCAACCUGGUGACCUUCCUCUUCCUCCUGGACCACCUGAAGAGGGUGGCGGAGAAGGAGGCGGUGAACAAGAUGUCCCUGCACAACCUGGCCACGGUCUUUGGCCCCACGCUGCUCAGGCCCUCGGAGAAGGAGAGCAAGCUCCCCGCCAACCCCAGCCAGCCCAUCUCCAUGACGGACAGCUGGUCCCUGGAGGUCAUGUCCCAGGUCCAGGUGCUGCUGUACUUCCUGCAGCUGGAGGCCAUCCCCGCGCCGGACAGCAAGAGACAGAGCGUCCUGUUCUCCACGGAGGUCUAGAGGCCCAGGCCUGCGUCCCCGUGACGGACAGAGUGGCCUGGAAGCCCCCUGGGAAGGGCUGGUCUGCAGAGCAGAGCCAACCCUCAGCACAGCAGGUGCAGGGCCAGCGCCUGCCAGGAGCCCCCGCGCCGGCCGUGAGCGGGGCCCGGCCGACAGCCGCGGGAGUGGUCUCCACGGACUGGACUUACCAGAGUACAACGGUUUCUGCUGGACCAGGACGCGCCCCCUCUGGGAGUCGGGGCGCGGAGGCCCCCGCUGCCGUGUCUUGAAUAAACGCUGCUGCUUCACCCCGGGGCGCCCUCCCUGGCUCAGCCCGCGGCCAGCCUCGGGCUCGCAAAGCCCCCUGGGCGCUGCGGGACGGACCCGCCCGCCCCUCUCGCCGGGCGCCCUCAGACGAGGGCCUUCCUCUCUCCCGCCCCGGGCCUGACAGGCCGCCCCGCGGUGUCCAGCUGGACGCCAGCCCGGGGACACCAGGCGUGCACUUUACGGCUUGUCCCCGGGGCCAGCCCCUGCCGCCCGCCGGACUGGGACAGCGGGGCCCCUGCUGGGCUGGCAGAGGCCUGGCCCUGGGCCGGCUGCGGGUCCCCGGGCUCCGCCCCGCCCCCAGGCGCCCCGACGCUCACCCCCGCUCUGCUCAACCACCUCAGUAAACUUUUGUAAGUUC